Molecule: messenger RNA, 1569 nt
Organism: Anoplopoma fimbria (sablefish)
Lineage: Eukaryota; Metazoa; Chordata; Actinopteri; Perciformes; Anoplopomatidae
Gene: c3h7orf25
Product: chromosome 3 C7orf25 homolog
Exons: 2
Coding region: 153-1508 (451 amino acids)
Source: RefSeq, a predicted model, not a curated record
UCCCGGAAGCCUACUUGUUCCUCCUUCCUUUCUGCAGAAGAAGAAGACGCUGCUUCAGUUAGCAUUAGCAUUAGCAUUAGCCGGGCAGUUAGCUGAUAUCUGGACCUGCGGAUUAAAGUUCUGACGUCACGCUGCUGUGCGAUGUAGGAGACAUGUCUCUCCAGGUGGUGCUGCAGCAGAGGAUCAGCUCCGCCCAGGUGUUGCUGCAGAGGGCGGAGCUUCUGUGUCCAGGUGUGGAGGGUCACCAGAAGCUGUGUGGUAAACUGCGGGCGGAGCUUCGCUUCCUGCGCCGUGUGGAGGCCGGAGAGCUGCAGGUCAAAGAGUCUCACCUGCACAGCACCAACCUGACUCACCUGACGGCCAUCGUGGAGUCGGUGGCGAGUCUGGAGGACGUGGUCGCUCUGCUGCACGUCUUCACCUACCUGGACGCCGCCGGCCACAGGCAGACGCUGGUGGUGGAUGUGGUGGCCAACGGGGGACACACCUGGGUGAAGGCGGUGGGCAGGAAGGCGGAGGCUCUGCACAACAUCUGGCAGGGGCAGGGCCAGUACGGAGACAAGAGCAUCAUCAGCCAGGCCGAGGACUUCCUGCAGGCCAGCCGGCAGCAGCCCGUCCACUACCGCCCCCACAUCGUCUUCGCCUUCUACAACGGCGUCUCCUGCCCCAUGGCACGCCAACUCAAGGACAUGGACAUCGCCGUCCGCGGGGACAUCGUCGCCGUCAACAGCGUGAUGCUGGAGGAGGAGGAGGAGGAGCCAGCCGAAGAUAACGAGGAGGAGGAGGAGCCGGCCGAAGAUAACGAGGAGGAGGAGCCAGCCGAAGAUAACGAGGAGGAGGAGCCAGCCGAAGAUAACGAGGAGGAGGAGCCGGCCGAAGAUAACGAGGAGGAGUCGGAGCCGACCCGGGUGGACCGGGGCACAGUGGUGGCCAGCUUGGCGUUCCCCGCCCAAGUGAAGGUGGAGGAGUGCCGCCGCGUUAACCUGGACAUCACCACGCUCAUCACGUACGUGUCAUCGCUGAGUCACGGGCGCUGUCACUUCUCCUUCCGGGAGCCGGUGCUGACGGAGCAGGCGGCUCAGGAGCGCCAGCUGCCGGUUCUGCCGCGGCUCGACGACUUCAUGCGAGGGAAGCAGCUGUUCGCCUGCCGCGCCGCCGUCCGAGACUUCCAGCUGAUUCUGGACACGCUGGGGGGCGCGGGCGAGAAGGUGCGCGCUCAGACGCUGCUCGCUCGACUCCGCGUGGUGGAUGACGAGCCGUCGGAGCGCACGCUGCGCCUCACGCACAGCGCCAAGGUCAAUCACCGCUCGCUCAUGAUCUUCGGCACCGGAGACUCACUGAGAGCCGUCACCAUGACGGCGAACAGCCGGUUCGUCAGGGCGGCGGCCAAUCAGGGCGUCCGAUACAGCGUGUUCAUCCACCAACCGAGGGCUCUGACCGAGGGCAAGGAGUGGAGGGCCACGCCCAUCGAAGGAGACGGACUUCCUGUGCCGGGGCUGAUGGGAGUUUGAGUUGUUAUAAUCAUGUAAAUAAGUCUGAUCAGCUGACUGUCAGAAUAAAGCGUCACAGUCA